AUGGCGUCCCCCGGAUCCUCCACCACCAUCCGCACCAACCGCACCAACCUGUUCGCCGGCCACGACCCCGUCCUCAUCCGCGACCUCAACAUCCUCGGCCGGGUUCCCGUCGUCCUCGAUCAUCUCACCUCCACCUACUAUGCCUGGAAGAUGUACUUCUCCCUUGUGUUCUGUGAGUACAAUCUCUGGGAUCACGUUGAUGGCUCUGUGGAUUCUCGGUUCAUGGAGGACGAUGAGGAGUGGAUGACCAUCGACGCCACUCUCAUCCGUUGGUUCUACACCACCAUCUCGAAGGACCUUUUCCACACGGUGGUCUCUGCCGAGGAUGAUGCUCACGCCGUCUGGACCAAGCUCAACGGCCUCUUCACCGACAACGCGCUCCGGCGCAAGGUUUUCUUGCACAGCGAGUUUUUUGGGUGUCAGCAGCACGACACGUCCGUUGACGAUUAUUGCAUGCGCCUCAAGAAGCUCGUUGACGAGCUCUGUGACCUCGGUGAGAAGGUCUCCGACGAGCUUCUUCUCAGCAUGCUCAUCGCCGGCCUGAACGACGACUUCGGGAACGCCGCCUCCAACAUCCCCCUCAUCACCAACCUGACUUUUCCCAAGGUCGUGGCGUACCUGAAGCUGGAGGAAAGGAGGAUGCGGAUGUCGCGCACUCGGGCCACUCACACAGCCCUCACCGCCAGCACCCGCGAUGGCGCACCGCCCACCGCCCCGGCCCCUCAGCCACGGCCCGGUCCGGGCCCCUUCCAGGCGCCGCCCACGCCCGGGUUUCCCUACCCACAGCAGCAGCCGGCCCAACAGCCGGCACUUGCCGAGUGCCGCGGUGGCCGCCGUGGCCGCAAGCCACAGCAGCAGCAGUCGGCCGCCCAGGGCGGGCCCCCCCGCUUGCAGCAGCAGUUGCUCCCGCCGGCGCCCUGGCAGGCCGGCCUGAACCCCUGGACGGGGGUUGUUCACGCGUACUCCAUGCCUGUACCGCGCGCCCCCGUCCCCGGCUUCUUCGGCGCCCGCCUGGCUCCUCAUCAGGCGCUUCACGCGGCUCCUCAGCCGUACGCGCCUAUGCUGCCCUACGACCCCUCCGCGCCCUAUGGGUCGCCUUCGGCCGGCGGGUACCCCCCGCUCCUUGCGGUGCCUCCACCACAGCCGCAGCUGUCGGCUCCGGCACUUUCACCAGCGCCCUGGGACCCCGCGUGUUGGGGAACAUAG
This is a messenger RNA of Aegilops tauschii subsp. strangulata, 1206 nucleotides long. The record is from RefSeq and is a predicted model, not a curated record. NCBI's taxonomy places the organism in Eukaryota, Viridiplantae, Streptophyta, Magnoliopsida, Poales, Poaceae.